Molecule: messenger RNA, 1317 nt
Organism: Penicillium nucicola
Lineage: Eukaryota; Fungi; Ascomycota; Eurotiomycetes; Eurotiales; Aspergillaceae
Exons: 8
Coding region: 1-1317 (438 amino acids)
Biological process (GO): transmembrane transport
Cellular component (GO): membrane
Molecular function (GO): transmembrane transporter activity
Source: RefSeq, a predicted model, not a curated record
AUGGACACCAAACUCCAAGAUAGAGAUGGACGGUCUACUCAUCAGGAGCUUCAUGAAACGCCAUUAACCUCCAAAAACACAGAAUUGGCUAUGCUGCCAGUCUCACAAGCCGAGUACGAUAGACUCCUCCGCAAAGUUGACCUUCGCGUCAUUCCCAUCCUGGCAGUUUUAUAUCUGCUCAGUUUUCUGGAUCGAGGCAUUGUCAUGACCUUGACUGGGAUUGUGCAGGGGUAUUCCGGGCUGUUGGCUGCUCGGUUCUUUCUUGGAGUGACGGAAGCGGGAUUGUUUCCUGGUCUGGCGUUCUAUGUUUCGCUGUGGUAUCCUCGGAAGAACUCGCAGUUCAGACUAGCACUGAUAUUUGCCUCUGCCUCUAUGGCGGGUGCGUUUUCGGGACUAUUGGCCUAUCUCAUUAGUAAGAUGGAUGGGGUGGGUGGAUUAGAAGGUUGGCGAUGGAUUUUUAUCCUGGAAGGAUUACUCACUGUGAUUGUUGCAAUAUUCUCUUACUUUCUUGUUUGGGAUGAGCCUGCAACGGCGACGUUUCUCUCCGAACAGGAGAAAAGGGUUUUGCUGGAUGCGCUGAACUAUACGCAGACUGAGACAUCGACAAGACCUCAGUUGGGUAACGAGCAUUCUUUCAAAUGGAAGCAUUUUGUAGACGCGCUUCUUGACUGGCAGACAUGGUUCCACUGCCUCGGUUACUGGGGAAUGGCCUGCUCCGUAUAUGCACUAUCCCUAUUCCUGCCAACAAUCAUCAAAGGACUCGGCUACUCAGCAGCUCUAGCUCAACUCUUAACGAUUCCCGUCUACGCAGCAGCAACACUAUCCUGCAUCUUAGUCGGCUACUACUCUGACAAAACUGGCCAACGAAGCUUUUUCACCUUUGCCUGCUAUACAGCAGUCUUUGUUGGUUUCCUUAUCGCCGUCGCUCCAGUACGGUUUAUUCCUGGCCUGACAUAUGCAGGUUGUUUCAUUGCCGCGUGUGGCAUGUAUCCAGCUAUCCCAGGUCUUCUGACCUUAUCCUCCAAUAACUGGGCUCCAGAUGCUAAACGUGCUGUUGGUAUUGCUAUUCAAAUCGGGUUCGGCACUAUGGCUGGCGCUGCUGCUUCUAACUUUUAUCGGAGUGCGGAUGCGCCGAGAUAUCGUUUGGGUCAUGCUUUGGUUCUAGCUUUUGCUGCUCUGGGGCUGUUGGUCAUGAUCGUUUAUUAUUUGAUUUGUCGUAGAAUUAAUUCCCAGAGGGACGCUGAGGCUGAUCCGGUGCCUCGGUUUCCCGUGGAGGACUUGGGUGAUAAAGGGCCUGGUUUUAGAUAUACGCUUUAG